AUGAAACCGUAUUUUCCUUGGGUGGGAAACAAAUGUGACAAUGGUGAAUCACUGGUGCGGCAAAUACGCCGCACUGAAUAUGAUAUCCUUAUUUUCAGAUUAAGUAUUGACGUUGGACGAGCUGCACGAUGUCACGGAAGCUUACUCUCACGGCGACGAUCCUGCUGGGCGUGUCGUGGGGCGCUGCGGCGAAAGGUGACCCGUGCCUUGCUCACGAAUCGCUACGCUACAUCCACCCUUAAGGUUCCAACUUUGGACGGGUGCGCAUCCAUGAUGGAGGAUGCCCGUAUUUCUAUUGCAAAACGAGGGAUGAAACCUACUAUAUGUGACGACUUCAUCAUUCAAUUUAUUUUGUAUUUUUGGCAAGCUGGUGUUUACCAUUGGUGA
This is a messenger RNA of Trypanosoma rangeli, 387 nucleotides long. RefSeq lists its product as uncharacterized. Lineage: Eukaryota; Euglenozoa; Kinetoplastea; Trypanosomatida; Trypanosomatidae. Bases 1 to 387 code for a protein of 128 amino acids. The transcript has a single exon. The record is from RefSeq and is a predicted model, not a curated record.